GCAGUCCAUGUUGCUGCAGGCACUCCAGCCCACCUCUCACAUACGUCUUUGUCACCUCUCUCCUUUCUGCUCUCCUAAAGUACUGGCAUUCUCAACAUUUCAGACACAGUUAAGAUGUCUUGGACCUAUGCAACUCUCCUGGCUUUCCUCACUGUGCUACUUGCACUUUCCUUGUCUCCAGAGGCCGACUCUGCAGCUGUGCCCAGCAGCACAAGCAGCGCUAAAGAUCCGCAAGGUCCCCUGCGGAGGAUCUUCAUGAAAGAGGCCGAUGCCUCAAACUUCUUUAGGAGACGCAGCAGACGUGCUGUGAAAUCUCAGGAUGAGAUCAACGCUGAGCAGAGGCAGGUUUUGGCUGCAGAUGAACGAAAGCGAGAGUUUCACGAAGAGAACAGGAAUGAGUUUGAGAGUUACGCUGAGGAGGAGCAUGAUGAGCAAGACGAGAGGACCAGAGAAAGCACCGAGCAGUGGAGGGAGUUCCACUAUGACGGGAUGAAUCCCCCCCAUGAGUACAACCGUCAGUCCAUCUGAGACGAUGCAGCAGUAGUAGGAGGGAUGUGAUGAUACAAGCUGACAGCUGCCAAGCUUUAAGGAGUAAAACAUUGUUAGCUAUGCUUUUCUCUUUUAAGACUUUAACUCCUGCAGUUAAAUCCAAAUGAAAUAUUUUUAAGGAAAAUUGUGACUUUUUCCCCUUACUUUGUUGGCUUUAAAAUAAGCCUUGAAGUUUCCUCCAACGUCUAUUUAUUUUCUUUAAUGUCAAUAUGAGAAGCAUUGAAUUAGUAAUACUUCUUGUUACCCCAAAAUAUAACUGAUAACAUGACUAAUAUAUCUGUAUUUAUGAUAUUUUUAACAAGUAUUAAUACUAUUCUGUUAAAAUAAAUUAUAUUAAAUUAGAUUUUUCAAGUAGGAUUGAAAUACCAGAAACUUUGUAAAAAGGCUAAAAUAAUUUCCCCAAACCCAUGCAGCUUUU
Molecule: messenger RNA, 967 nt
Organism: Melanotaenia boesemani (Boeseman's rainbowfish)
Lineage: Eukaryota; Metazoa; Chordata; Actinopteri; Atheriniformes; Melanotaeniidae
Gene: ucmab
Product: upper zone of growth plate and cartilage matrix associated b
Exons: 5
Coding region: 115-528 (137 amino acids)
Biological process (GO): regulation of osteoblast differentiation; embryonic skeletal system development
Cellular component (GO): extracellular matrix
Source: RefSeq, a predicted model, not a curated record